AUGAAUUUUAAGAUUUUCCUUUCUUUGUCAAUUUUUUUGUUUUUUUUAAAACCAAAUGUUCCCCAAGGUGUUUAUGGGUUGAAAAAUGUAUGCAAAUUAAAUUUUUUAAAUUUUAAUGGUUUUCUUCCUCUACAUAAAACUAAUAAAUGUUUUUCUAAGCAUGAUGAAAAUUUAUAUGAUAGUUGGGAUGUUAAGCCAUUAUGGAAUGCUAAACCAUUUUCUUUAAUGAAAUUGCCCUUUAACCCUCAAGAUAUGUCCCCUUUCUUGAGUGAGGAAGCUAUAAAAUAUCAUUACAGCAAACACCAUGCUACAUAUGUGAAGAACUUAAAUAAUUUAUCUGAGCAACAUAAGGAUUUAAAAAGUUUAACAUUAGAAGACAUAAUAAAAAAGUAUGAUGGAUCUAUAUACAAUAAUGCAG
Plasmodium gaboni is the source of this 418-nucleotide messenger RNA. RefSeq names its product superoxide dismutase [Fe]. The annotation marks the transcript as partial. Lineage: Eukaryota; Apicomplexa; Aconoidasida; Haemosporida; Plasmodiidae. Gene Ontology annotation, molecular function: metal ion binding; superoxide dismutase activity. The transcript is spliced from 5 exons. The record is from RefSeq and is a predicted model, not a curated record. Gene Ontology annotation, biological process: superoxide metabolic process.